AUGGCUCGGCUGCCUGCCGCCCUGCCGAUCGACCCUCACUUUCCUGUCGAGUCCUCGAUCUAUGCAGAUGACAUCGCCCUGUGGGUCCGAGGACGACCGCAGCACCUUCGCAGCGCACGCAAGGCCCUGCAGCGAGCCUUGGACACUGCAGCGGCCUACCUGAGCAGCAUCGGCCUGGACAUCUCGGCCGAGAAGACGGAGGCCAUGCUGCUCCACCCGCGAGCAGCCGCUCGCCGCCAAGCUGCCCGGCUGCACCUGCAGGACGUCGCCAUCCCCUGGAGCACGGCAGUCACAUACCUGGGGCUACGCAUUGACCACCGGCUCACCUGGCUGCCUGCUGCCAGGGCCCUGUACGCGCAGGUACUCCGGGUCCUCAAGGCCGUCUCGCAGCUCCUCGCCCGCGGACAAGGCUGCACAACCAGGUGGGCCUUGCAACUCUUCGAUGCAGCAGCCACCUCACGCCUGCGGUAUGCCCUCCCACUGGUGGCGCUACCACCACCCCACCUGAAGAAGCUAGAGCUGCAACACCGGGCAGCAGUUCGGCUCUGCCUAGGUGUUCCGCGCAAUUCGCAGGUCGCUGCCACCCUGGCCGAGGCUGGAGCGUGGCCCUUGCCGCGGCUGCUCCUACAGCAGGGCCUGCGGCACAUCGACCGACUCCACCAUGCUGCAGACGGCGCUGGCCUGCUGACCCGCUUGCGCUCACGGCCUUCCUCGCAGAUGGGGCGGCUGUGCUGCCUGUACGAGGAGCUACCAGGCAUCACCAAGCGGCGAUCACCGACCUGCGCAUUGCAGCAGACGGCGGCCUCACUGCUCCACGAGGACCUUGAGGGCCACCUGCAGGUGUUCGUCGAUGGCUCCGUGGUCCCCGACACAGGCUCGUCGACGGCGGCGUGCAUCAUACCUGCCCUGCAGAAGAGUAGGCAGUGUCGCCUUCCAGCCCAUGCGAGCUCCACAGCAGCGGAGGUAGCAGGCCUCCACCUUGCUGUCGACCUGCUCACAGCGGAACCCCCAGAGACUCCAGCAGCAAUCUUCUGCGACUCCAAGGCAGCCCUCUUGAGCCUGCAGAGGCCGGAGAGGACGAGCCUGGGGGUCGCCCUCCUCUCAACGCGACUGGCGGCACUACAGGAUGCAGGUUGCCCGGUGUCCCUGCACUGGAUCCCCGCUCAUGUAGGCAUCCCGGGCAACGAGGAGGCUGAUGCCCUAGCCAAGAGUGCCCACCACGGUGACGUCCCCUUGAGUGCGGCAGUCACAGCCGCGGACUUCACGAGGCUCCGACUUCAGAGGCACCUCCAGGUGUCCCAUCCUGACAAGCGCGUGUCCUUGGAACACCCCCCACGGCAGCUACCACAACGCGGCCUUGCACGGAGGGAGAGUUCGCUGCUACUCCGGCUGAGAAUCGGCUGUUGCUGGACAGCCGCACGACGCCAUCGGCUUGGCCUCAUCGCCUCACCUGCCUGCGCCUCCUGUGGUGAGCCAGAGACACUGGAGCACCUCCUGCUGGCCUGCCCGGCACACAACCAACCCCGUGGACUGCUCCUGCAGGAGUUUCGCCGCCUUGGACUUCCCACCACACGACAGGAGGACAUCCUCUUCCCCCGUCGAAACCACCUCCCGGCCCUGCUCAGCGUAGUUGAGUACCUGGACUCAUCAGGGCUCUCAACAACUCUCUAA
Messenger RNA from Dermacentor silvarum, 1671 nucleotides. RefSeq lists its product as uncharacterized. Gene Ontology annotation, molecular function: nucleic acid binding; RNA-DNA hybrid ribonuclease activity. The transcript has 2 exons. Bases 1 to 1671 code for a protein of 556 amino acids. NCBI's taxonomy places the organism in Eukaryota, Metazoa, Arthropoda, Arachnida, Ixodida, Ixodidae. The record is from RefSeq and is a predicted model, not a curated record.